Pistacia vera is the source of this 4508-nucleotide messenger RNA. Its product is annotated as monodehydroascorbate reductase, seedling isozyme-like. Gene Ontology annotation, cellular component: cytoplasm. The transcript is spliced from 4 exons. Gene Ontology annotation, molecular function: flavin adenine dinucleotide binding; oxidoreductase activity, acting on NAD(P)H. NCBI's taxonomy places the organism in Eukaryota, Viridiplantae, Streptophyta, Magnoliopsida, Sapindales, Anacardiaceae. The record is from RefSeq and is a predicted model, not a curated record. The coding region runs from base 87 to 3968 and encodes 1293 amino acids.
AUGCUGAUUAUGAAUUCAAGUAUGUGAUCCUUGGUGGUGGUGUGGCUGCUGGAUAUGCAGCCAGAGAGUUUGUUAGGCAAGGUGUUAUGAGAGGAGAGCUUGCAAUGAUUUCCAAAGAAGCAGUAGCUCCAUAUGAACGUCUUACACUUAGCAAGGAAUAUCUUCUCACUGAGACACCUGUUAGACUUCCAGAUUUUCAUGUGUGUGUUGGAAGUGGAGGAGAGAGACAACUUCCUGAGUGGUACAUAGAGAAAGGAAUAAAAUUGAUCCUUAGGACAGAAAUUAUUCAAGUAGAUCUUGCUUCCAAGGCUCUUGUUAGUGCGUCUGGCCAAGUCUUCAAGUAUCAAACAUUGAUAAUUGCAACUGGUUCCACACCGAUAAGGUUGACAGAUUUUGGUGUACAAGGAAUUGAUGCGAAAAAUAUCUUCUACUUGAGAGAAAUUGAUGAUGCUGAUAAGUUGGUUGAAGCGGUUAAAGCAAAGAAGAAGAGGAAGGCUGUGGUUGUUGGAGGAGGAUAUAUCGGUCUUGAGGUUAGUGCAGCUUUACGAAUCAAUAAUUUGGAUGUUACUAUGGUUUAUCCUGAACAAUGGUGCAUGUUUCAACUCUUCACUGCUGGUAUUGCUGCUUUCUAUGAGGGUUAUUAUGCUUAUAAAGGGAUCAAAAUUGUUAAAGGAACACAUCUUGAGGGAUUUACAGCUGACUCUAAUGGCGGUGUCAAAGAAGUUAAACUAAAGGAUGGCAGAGUGCUGGAAGCUGACAUUGUUUUUGUCGAUGCAGAAUCUAGACCUCUCACAUCGUUAUUCAUGGGGCAGGUUGAAGAGGAGAAAGAUGGAAUAAAGACUGACAUAUUUUUUAGGACUAGUGUUCCUGAUGUGUAUGCUGUGGGAGAUGUUGCUACUUUUCCCGUGAAAUUGUAUAAUGAGAUGAGAAGGGUUGAGCAUGUAGACCAUGCCUACAAAUCAGCUGAGCACGUUGUGAAGGUCAUUAAGGCAAAUGAGAAAGGCAAAACAACUGAUGAGUAUGACUACAUCCCAUACUUCUAUUCUCGAGUCUUCGAUCUCUCAUGGCAUGUUUAUGGUGAAACUGUUGGUGAGACGGUGCUAUUUAGAAACAUGAAUCCAGCAUGUUCAGUGCGUAGGUUUGGAACAUACUGGAUAAAAGAGGGGAAGAUUGUUGGAGCUUUCCUUGAGAGUGGGACCCUAGAAGAAAAUAAGACGAUUGCCGAAGUUGCUAGGCUUCAGCCUGCUGUUGAUAAUUUAGAUGUCGUAAUAGAGGAGUUGGGUCAUUCCUCGAAAGCAAUAUACAGUACUGAUGCUGAUUAUGAAUUCAAGUAUGUAAUCCUUGGUGGUGGCGUGGCUGCUGGAUAUGCAGCCAGAGAGUUUGUUAAGCAAGGUGUUAUGAAAGGAGAGCUUGCAAUGAUUUCUAAAGAAGCAAUAGCUCCAUAUGAACGACAAACACUUAGCAAAGAAUAUCUUCUCACUGAGAAACCUGCUAGACUUCCAGAUUUCCAUGUGUGUGUUGGAAGUGGAGGAGAGAGACAACUUCCUGAGUGGUACAUAGAGAAAGGAAUAAAAUUGAUCCGUAGCACAGAAAUUAUUCAAGUAGAUCUUGCUUCCAAGGCUCUUGUUAGUGCGUCUGGCCAAGUCUUCAGGUAUCAAACAUUGAUAAUUGCAACUGGUUCCACACCGACAAGGUUGACAGAUUCUGGUGUACAAGGAAGUGAUGCGAAAAAUAUCUUCUACUUGAGAGAAAUUGAUGAUGCUGAUAAGUUGGUGGAAGCGGUUAAAGCAAAGAAGAAGAGGAAGGCUGUGGUUAUUGGAGGAGGAUAUAUCGGUCUUGAGGUUAGUGCAGCUUUACAAAUCAAUAAUUUGGAUGUUACUAUGGUUUAUCCUGAACAAUGGUGCAUGUUUCGACUCUUCACUGCUGGUAUUGCUGCUUUCUAUGAGGGUUAUUAUGCUCAUAAAGGGAUCAAAAUUGUUAAAGGAACACAUCUUGAGGGAUUUACAGCUGACUCUAAUGGCAGUGUCAAAGAAGUUAAACUAAAGGAUGGCAGAGUGCUGGAAGCUGACAUUGUUUUUGUUGAUGCAGAAUCUAGACCUCUCACAUCGUUAUUCAUGGGGCAGGUUGAAGAGGAGAAAGAUGGAAUAAAGACUGAUGCAUUUUUUAGGACAAGUGUUCCUGAUGUGUAUGCUGUGGGAGAUGUCGCUACUUUUCCCGUGAAAUUGUAUAAUGAGAUGAGAAGGGUUGAGCAUGUAGACCAUGCCUACAAAUCAGCUGAGCACGUUGUGAAGGUCAUUAAGGCAAAUGAGAAAGGCAAAACAACUGAUGAGUAUGACUACAUCCCAUACUUCUAUUCUCGAGUCUUCGAUCUCUCAUGGCAUUUUUAUGGUGAAACUGUUGGUGAGGUGGUGCUAUUUAGAAAUCCAGCAAGUUCAGUGCGUAAGUUUGGAACAUACUGGAUAAAAGAGGGGAAGAUUGUUGGUGCUUUCCUUGAGAGUGGGACCCUUGAAGAAAAUAAGAUGAUUGCCAAAGUUGCUAGGCUUCAGCCUGCUAUUGAAAACUUAGAUGUCAUGACAAAGGAGCUGGGUCGUUCCUUGAAAGCAAUAUACAAAGAUACUGAUGCUGAUUAUGAAUUCAAGUAUGUGGUCCUUGGUGGUGGCGUGGCUGCUGGAUAUGCAGCUAGAGAGUUUGUUAAGCAAGGUGUUAAGAGAGGAGAGCUUGCAAUUAUCUCCAAAGAAGCAGUGGCUCCAUAUGAACGUCUCACACUUAGCAAGGAAUAUCUUCUCCCUGAGCGACCUGCUAGACUUCCAGAUUUCCAUGUGUGUGUUGGAAGUGGAGGAGAGAGACAGCUUCCUGAGUGGUACAUAAAGAAAGGAAUAGAAUUGAUCCUUAGCACAGAAAUUGUUGAAGUAGAGCUUACUUCUAGGGAUCUUGUUAGUGCAUCUGGCCAAGUCUUCAGGUAUCAAACAUUGAUAAUUGCAACUGGUUCCACACCGGUAAGGUUGAAAGAUUUUGGUGUACAAGGAACCGAUGCGAAAAAUAUCUUCUACAUGAGAGACAUUGAUGAUGCUGUUAAAUUGGUUGAUGUGAUUAAGGAGAAGAAAAAUGGGAAGGCUGUGAUAAUUGGAGGAGGAUACAUAGGUCUUGAAGUUAGUGCAGCUUUGAGAGUCAACAGUUUUGAUGUUACUAUGGUUUAUUCUGAGCCAUGGUGUGGGCCUUGGUUCUUCACCGCUGAUAUUGCUACUUUCUAUGAGGGUUAUUAUGCUAAUAAAGGAAUCAAAAUUAUUAAGGGAACAGUUGCUGCUGGAUUCACAAUUGACUCUUAUGGAGACGUCAAAGAAGUGACACUAAAGGAUGGCAGCGUGCUAGAAGCUGACAUUGUUUUUGUUGAUGUAGAAGCUAGACCUCUGACAUCAUUAUUCAAGGGGCAGGUUGAAGAGGCAAAGGGUGGAAUAAAGACUGAUGCAUUUUUCCGGACAAGUGUUCCUAAUGUUUAUGCUGUGGGAGAUGUUGCUACUUUCCCUUUGAAAUUGUACAAUGAGAUGAGAAGAGUUGAGCAUGUUGACCAUGCCUACAAAUCAGCUGAGCAGGCUGUGAAGGCUAUCAAGGCAAGUGAGACAGGCAAAACAAUUGAGGAAUAUGACUACCUCCCUUACCUUUUUUCUCGUUCUGUUGAUCUCUCAUGGAAGUUCUAUGGUAGCAAUUUUGGAAGGAGCUUACUGGUUGGAGACAAUGAUCCCACAACAGGAAAUCAUAAGUUUGGAAUGUUUUGGAUAGAAUCGGGCAAGAUCACUGGAGCUUUCCUUAUGAAUGGGACUUUUCAAGAAAAUGAGGCCAUUGCCAAAGUUGCUAAGGUCCAGCCUCUGGUUGAUUAUUUGGAUGUUUUGAAGAAGGAGCUGGGUUUUUCCUCUAAAGAAGAAGACAGCGCUGAUCCUCGGUGGUGGCGUGGCUUCUGGAUAUGCCGCUAGGGAAUUUGUUAUGCAAAGGUAUUAAGUGAGGAGAGCUGACAAUUAUCUCGAAAGAAGUCAUGGCUCCAUAUGAACGUCCCACACUUAGCAAGUAAUAUCUUCUCCCUUAGACACCUGCUAGACAUCUGCUAGACUCCCAUAGACAAGUAAUAUCUUCUCCCUUAGACACCUGCUAGACAUCUGCUAGACUCCCAUAGACCAGUCAUGAAAAGCAGUUCUAGCUUGGUGGAUGAGUAGUCAUUAUGUUAUUUUGUGGUGGGUGUCCUUAUACCCUUAUAAAUGAUUUGAUUUUGCUUUUCAUGACUGGUCUUUUUGAAUUCCUUAAAACUCUGUUUGAGCGGCAAAUUUGAUUUCCUAUUUUUCUUAAUUAAUGCCAGAGUGUCUCGAAUCCUUUCUGAAACUUAUAAUUACUAUUAUUAUUAUUCUUUUUUAAUGUAUCACUGGUACUAUAAAAUUACAGCUUGGAAAAAUCGGUACUACAAAAUAUUGAUAUUGAUAAGUGGGAAUCAACAGAAUGUAGAGAUUCCUGUGUAAAUUAGC